UACAUUAAAUUUCAAUCAAUCGUUUCUUUUCUGCAAGGCGUAUUGCUUAAAAUAAACUUCUCUGUUGUAUUUUGAUCAAAAUCCUUUGAAAAUGUCCCAAAGUGUACGUAUCGAGCGCACUAUUGUUUAAUGUCAUAAACGUAUUUUCUCGUUAGUACGUAAUUCUUUUGGACUGCUUUAAGGUUAAGGUUGGAGAGGCACCAUGGACGACUCCAACAAAUACCAGCAGAUGCAAGAUGAAAUGUCUAGGUUCGAAGCGGAGAUCUCUGGCGAGCAUGGUCCCCUCCGGGGGGUGAUCAGCGCGGGCACAUACGGUGCAGUACAACAGCGACUGGAACGGGCCAUCCCCCCACCGCCGCCGCCGCCCGCAAUGUUGUCGUUCGAUCACAACAUGCCUAACAUGCCGGGCAACAUGCCUAACAUGCCCAACAUGCCAGGCAACAUGAACAUGAUGCCGCGCAUGAUGUUCCCUGCUGUGCCGCCGCCGCCACCGCCGCCGUCUAUGCCUAACAUGAUGAUACCAGCCUCUGUACAACGUUUAAGGCCUGGUGGCAUGCCCGAGUUCCCGAUGCACUUCCUCCGGCCGGGCAUGCCGGGGCCGCAGCUGGCGCCGCCGCCGCCGCCCAAGCCGCAGCCGGUCGUGCUCUCGGCGGCGCCCAAGCUUUACAAACAGACCAAGGACGAAGACAAGGAUAAGGAGAAACAUGAGAGCAAGAAGAGGAAACGUUCGCCGACGCCGGCGCGGCCGCCGACGCCGCCCCGCGCGCCCACGCCGCCGCCCGCGCCCGUCGUGCCCGUUGCGGUCGCCGUGCCCAUGCCCGCGCCAGACACCGCUGUGCCCAAGCCCAAGAAAGAGAAGAAACAUCGGAAGGUGGUCCGCACGGCGGGCGGGCAAGUCUGGGAGGACGUGACGUUGUUGGACUGGCCCGACGACGACUUCCGCAUGUUCUGCGGCGACCUCGGCAACGACGUCACCGACGAGCUGCUGACACGGACGUUUAGCAAAUACAGCUCGUUCCAAAGGGCGAAGGUGAUCCGAGACAAGCGCACCAACAAGAGCAAAGGCUUUGGGUUCGUCAGCUUCAAGGAUCCCGGAGACUUCAUCAAGGCCAUGAAGGAAAUGGAUGGUCGCUACGUGGGCAGCCGGCCCAUCAAGCUGCGCAAGAGCACGUGGAAGAACCGCGCGCUCGACGUGGUGCGCAAGAAGGAGAAGGAGAAGGCCGCGCUGCUCUCUCUCCUCAUGGCCGGCAACAAGAGCUGACAGUGAGGAGGACCCAAUUUCUGUAGGUUUUCAUUUAUUAAUAUUAAUUAUUACGAGCAUUAGUAAACAAUUCUGUGAGCCCGUCGAUAAUUUCAUGUAGAUAAAUGUCUGCGGAUCCUUUUGUUUGACAUAAUUAUUGAAAGUCAUAAUGUAAUGAUUGUUAGAUUAUCAUCUAUCUAUCUAUAUAUAUAAAUGCAAGUGUCCUGACUGACUGACUGACUGACUGACUGAUUCAUCAACGCAGAGCCGAAACUACAAAAGCCAGAAAGUUGAAAUUUGCACACCAGAUUGCAUUUAUAAAGUGUAGAAGAGAUAAGAAGCGAUUUUGAGAAAUUCAACCCCUAAGGGGGUUAAAAAGGGGAUGAAAGUUUGUAUGGGGUUAAAGUUUUCUUUUAAGCUAGGAAUUUGAAACUUCUUAAAAAGAUAUAUUAUCAAAAUACAAGAAAACUAAUUUCAGCGUUUUAGAAAAUUCAUCCCUUAAGGUGGUGAAAAAGGGGUUGAAAGUUUGUAUGGAAAUCAAAAAAAAUUUCGAGUGGUUGAGUUGAAUCUUUGUAUUUAGGGAUAUUAUUAGAAGACGAGAAAAGUAAUUUCAGGGUUUUGUAAAAUUCAUCCCUAACAGGGUUAAAAAGGGGUUGAAAAUUUUAAUCCAUUAUAAAUGCUUUGAAACUUCUUAGAAAGGCAUAAUAGCCCAUUACAAAAAAAAAGUGGUUGCAACGUUUUUGGAAAUUCAAUCCCUAAGGGGGUUAAAAAGGGGAUGAAAGUUCGUCUUCGGGUGAAAAUUUUAUUUUAAGCUAGGAACUUGAAACUUGGUAAUAAAGUAUCAAAUUCAAAUACAAGAAAACUAAUUUCAGCGUUUUAGAAAAUGCAUCCCCCAAGGUGGUGAAAAAGGGGUUGAAAGUUUGUAUGGACAUCAAAAAAUUUUUCGAGCGCGGGACUUGAAUCUUUGUAUUUGGGGAUAUUAUUAGAAGACAAUAAAAGUAAUUUCAGCGUUUUGUAAUAUUCAUCCCCUAACCGGGUUAAAAAGGGGAUAAAAGUUUGUAUGAGGUUAAAGUUUUCUUUUGAGCUAGGAAUUUGAAACUUCGUUAAAAUAUAUAUUAUUAAAAUACAAGAAAAAUAAUUUCAGCGUUUUUGAAAAUUCAUCCCCAAAAGUGGUGAAAAAUGGGUUGAAAGUUUGUAUGGAUAUCAAACAUUUUUUCGAGUGUGGGACAUGAAUCUUUGUAUUUAGGGAUAUUAUUAAAAGACAGGAAAAGUAAUUUCAGCGUUUUAUAAAAUUCAUCCCCUAACAGGGUUAAAAAGGAGUUGAAAGUUUGAAUCCAAAACAAAUGGUUUUGAAACUUCUUAGAAAGGCAGAAUAGCCGAUUACAAAAAAAGUAUAUCCAACGUUUUUGGAAUUUCAACCCCUAAGGGGGUUAAAAAGGGGAUGAAAGUUCGUCUGCUGGUGCAAAUUUUAUUUCAAGAAUGGAACUUGAAACUUUGUAAAAACAUUUCAAAUUAAAAUACAAGAAAACUAAUUCCAGCGUUUUUGAAAAUACAUCCCCUAAGGUGGUGAAAAAGGGGUUGAAAGUUUGUAUGGAUAUCAAACAUUUUUUCGAGCGCGGGACAUGAAUCUUUGUAUUUGGGGAUACUAUUAAAAGACAAUAAAAGUAAUUUCAGCGUUUUGUAAAAUUCAUCCCCUAACAGGGUUAAAAUGGGUUUCAAAGUUUGAAUCCAUUACUAAUGCUUUGAAAAUUCUUAGAAAGGCAUAAUAGCCGAUUACAAAAAAAAGUAAUUGCAACCUUCUUGGAAAUUCAACCCCAAAGGGGGUUAAAAAGGGGAUGAAAGUUCGUCUUCAGGUGCAAAUUUUAUUUGAAGCUAGGAACUUGAAACUUUGUAAAAAGGUAUUAUAUUAAAAUUCAAGAAAAGUAAUUUCAGCGUUUUUGAAAAUUCAUCCCUAUGGUGGUGAAAACGGGGUUGACAGUUUGUAUGGAUAUCAUGCAUUUUUUCGAGCGCGGGAUUUGAAUCUUUGUAUUUGGGGAAAUUAUUAGAAGACAAUAAAAGUGAAUUCAGCGAUUUGUAAAAUUCAUCCCCUAACAGGGUUAAAAUGGGGUUCAAAGUUUGAAUCCAUUACAAAUGCUUUGAAACUUCUUAGAAAGACAUAAUAGCCGAUUACAAAAAAAAGUAACUGCAACGUUUUUGGAAAUUCAAUCCCUAAGGGGGCUAAAAAGGGGAUGAAAAUUCGUCUUGGGGUGUAAAUUUAAUUUUAAGCUAGGAGCUUUAACUUUUUGGAAAAAAAGGUAAUAAAUUAAAAAACAUGAAAACUAAUUCAAGCAUUUUUGAAAAUCAUCCCCCAAGGUGGUGAGAAAGGGGUCGAAAGUUUGUAUGGAGAUCAGAUAUUUUGUGAGUGCGGAAUGCGGAACUUGAAUCUUUGUAUAAGGGCAUAGGUACCUAUUAUGAGAAUACAAGAAAAGUAAUUUCAGCAACCAACAUCAAAAUCCACUUGACUUAAAACUUCAUACAACUAGCUAAAAAAGAAAAGUACUUAAUUUCAACAUUGCUUGGAUAUGAAAAGUAUAGGUACUAAAGAUGUAAAAUGUUGAAGAUAAGAUUCCACGCGGACGAAGUCGCGGGCAACAGCUAGUUAAGUCAUAAUUCUAAAACCCCGGUAACUUUUCAGGAUUUAGUUAAUAUUAUUAGGUUAACCUAAUAGAUAGGUUAGGUUUGUUUUAUGGCAAUCCAAUCCUGAAAAGUUACGCGUUUUUGAGAAAAACCAAAUUAUGACUAACAAAAAUGCGACAAACAAUACAAUAUGGAAAACACUAGAGACCCGUAUUACCGACAGUCGCAAUUUACAUUUAUCUUUUGUUGUUUGCAAAUAUUUGCUAAGAUUAGCCCUACAGUCUUUCAUAUACAAUUUUACAUAUAUUGUGAUACCUUUUGAAAAGUAUCUUAGUUCAUAAGUUGUGUUUUGGAUGUUGUGCAACUGGUUUCUUUAAUUUAUACUCGUAAUCUACUAUUCCCAUAUACUUACAAUAUUAAACAGCUUUAGCAAUAUAUAUUGCAUAAUAGAUACUGUAUAUAUUAAGUUUUCAAAAUUGUAUGUAUAAAGUGAACCCUAUGAAUUUGACGACCUUUCCUAGAUCUAAUAAAUAAGUAUUUUUAAGGAAAGGGAUUUUCAUUUCUCUUCCAUGAAUUAAACUACAACAUCAAAUUUUAA
This is a messenger RNA of Cydia fagiglandana, 4454 nucleotides long. Its product is annotated as RNA-binding protein 42-like. Gene Ontology annotation, molecular function: mRNA binding. Bases 203 to 1261 code for a protein of 352 amino acids. The record is from RefSeq and is a predicted model, not a curated record. The transcript has 7 exons. NCBI's taxonomy places the organism in Eukaryota, Metazoa, Arthropoda, Insecta, Lepidoptera, Tortricidae.